AUGCUCUUACACAAUAAUACGAUUGCCACUGCUGGUUUUCUCUCAACUACAGAAUCUCCAUCAUCAACAACAAGUGUCUAUUCUCAAACAAAUCCACCAACAUCAUCAACAAAUCAAUUUUUUCAAAAUUUUCCACCACCUUGGAUUCCACAAUAUAAUAAUCAACGAUUAUUAACUCAACAAUUUUUUGUACGUAUAUUAUUUAUAAAUUUAAUUGUUUUGUUUUGUUCUUCAAAUAUUCAUUCUUACAGGAGUUAG
Molecule: messenger RNA, 258 nt
Organism: Rotaria sp. Silwood2
Lineage: Eukaryota; Metazoa; Rotifera; Eurotatoria; Philodinida; Philodinidae
Source: the annotation of a GenBank genome assembly